GGAAAUAGCAAACCAGUAGACCCUUCUUCCCUGCUUUUCUUCUCAUCAUAAUCCAACAAAAAACCAGAAGGCAAAUCACCAAACAAUCUGCUCUCAAGAUUUUCUUUCUUUUCUUUUGCAUGCUUCUUUUGGUCUGAUCCUUUUAGUAGCUACUGGGUACUUGCGAUUUUUACGAAAUAAAUCAGAGUUUGCUCUGCUCGAAUGGGUGCUUGUUGGAGCAAUCGGGUCAAAGCCGAGACUCCUUCGCAUACAGGGCUAAAUUCGAAAAAUGUGAGUAGAGAUGGCAGUAAACUCUCAUCAGGUUCAAUUCCCCAAACCCCUCGAAGCGAGGGUGAGAUAUUGCAGUCUUCGAAUUUGAAGAAUUUUAGCUUCAGUGAACUAAGAACGGCUACUAAGAAUUUCAGGCCUGAUAGUGUUUUAGGGGAAGGUGGCUUUGGUUCUGUUUUUAAAGGAUGGAUAUAUGAGAAUUCACUUGCAGCUGCCAAGCCAGGUAGUGGCACGGUGGUUGCCGUGAAGAGGUUAAAUCAAGAAGGGCUCCAGGGUCAUAAGGAAUGGCUGGCUGAAAUCAAUUAUCUUGGGCAAUUGCAUCAUCCUAAUCUUGUGAAAUUGAUUGGUUACUGCUUAGAAGAUGAGCACCGGAUUCUGGUAUAUGAGUUCAUGGCUCGGGGUAGCUUGGAGAAUCAUUUAUUCAGAAGGGGUUCGCGUGUCGAGCCACUUUCCUGGAAUUUUCGUAUGAAAGUUGCCCUUGGUGCUGCAAGGGGCCUUGCAUUUCUUCAUAAUGCUGAAACUCAAGUUAUAUACCGUGACUUCAAAACGUCUAAUAUCUUGCUUGAUUCGAACUACAAUGCAAAACUUUCUGACUUUGGGUUGGCAAGGGAUGGGCCAACUGGUGAUAAGAGCCAUGUCUCUACAAGGGUAAUGGGAACGUAUGGAUAUGCUGCUCCUGAGUACCUAGCAACAGGUCAUUUAAAUGCAAAGAGCGACAUAUACAGCUUUGGUGUUGUCCUUCUGGAAAUGAUAUCUGGCCGACGAGCUAUAGACAAGAAUCGACAUUAUGGGGAACACAACCUAGUGGAGUGGGCAAUGCCUUACCUAUUAAACAAGCGUGGAAUUUUGCGGGUUUUAGAUCCUCGUCUCCAAGGCCAGUACUCUCUAACUCGGGCACGAAAGGCGGUUACCCUUGCACUUCAAUGCUUAGCUGUAGAACCCAAGUUGAGGCCAACCAUGGAUGAGGUGGUAGCUGAUUUGCAACAAAUUCAGGAGGCAAGAGAUGUGGCAAAAAGUACUCGCAAAGAGCAGAGUAAUGUAAGUAAACGAACCUCCUAUCCGAGGCCUUCUGCGUCGCUAGUGUAUGUUUAGAAGAAAUUCACAACACAGUUGAGCAGCAACAUAUAUAUAUAUAUACGUAUUCUGGAUUUUAAUUAUCUCAGGGAAAUGGUUUAAAGAGUUUGAGAUUUUGAUAGUCCUUAGGCCAAUGCAUUUCACUCUGUCUACACAUUACAGUUCACAUUGAGUAUGGAUUGGGAUUUGAUGUUUCUGUCAUACUUGAAAACAAUGCAGGAAUGUAUAUACACAUACACACAUAUAUAUGGAAAUGUAAUUUAGCUUUAGUUUCCUCUUCAAUGAUUUCAGCAUCACUUGUUGGAGUGAAGAGCCUAAGGCCUCAUGCCUACUUGUCAUCAAUAGCAAAGAACCUUUAUUCCUUAUUC
Carica papaya (papaya) is the source of this 1709-nucleotide messenger RNA. It is a transcript of the gene NAK, whose product is annotated as Protein kinase superfamily protein. NCBI's taxonomy places the organism in Eukaryota, Viridiplantae, Streptophyta, Magnoliopsida, Brassicales, Caricaceae. Gene Ontology annotation, molecular function: protein kinase activity; ATP binding. The record is from RefSeq and is a predicted model, not a curated record. Gene Ontology annotation, biological process: protein phosphorylation.